Molecule: messenger RNA, 3117 nt
Organism: Athene cunicularia (burrowing owl)
Lineage: Eukaryota; Metazoa; Chordata; Aves; Strigiformes; Strigidae
Product: tropomyosin alpha-3 chain
Exons: 9
Coding region: 1409-2248 (279 amino acids)
Biological process (GO): actin filament organization; muscle contraction
Cellular component (GO): actin filament
Molecular function (GO): actin filament binding
Source: RefSeq, a predicted model, not a curated record
CUCCGCCUGCCCCUGCCUCUGUCUGAUAUGUUUGAUAUUAGGUUGUUUUAUUGGAAAACCAACUAAAUAUCAAACAUAUUCUUACAGUGCCAGGGAUGCCCAGCGCCGACCCGGCAAGAUACUGCCUGCAGCAUCCCGUGAGCAGAGGGGAGUGUGAGGGGUCCCUCUGAGCCUCCGCCCGCCCUGCACUAAACCCCGUCUGCCCGCACCGCAUGCCCGUCUCCACGGGGCUGGGGAGAGGGAGCCAGGAGCUGCCACCCGCGGGGGCCGGCGGAGGUUUGGGAUGGUGGCGGGGUCAGCACUCGCCACCUGUCCCCCUGCUCAUGCCUGGGAUGAUCCCAGGGCAAAGGCACGUGGCCCUGUGCCCGCCGCUGGCUCCUUUGCCCCCAUGCGUGGGAUUAUUUAUGGCUCUCAGGGCCCUUCGUGGGCACCGUCCCCUCCUGGUGCCCUGCCCGGGGUGUGGGGAGCUGCCACUGGGGUCUCUGUCUCCUGGGUGCUGACCCAUUCAGCCCCCCAAAUCUGUCCCUGGGUGGGAACAGCGCGUCACCCCCGUGGAAGAUCCCGACCUGGCUCACAGACCAGCAGGACCUCGUGGCCGGCGCGAGGAGGCUGCUAAUCUCCUUGGCUGCGUAGGAAGUGCUGCCGCUCGCCCUGAGAAUUCCUCCCUGCGCCUGGGGAAUUUGCUCCUCCAGCUGCCAACAGCAUCUUUUGUCUCGCUGCCAAGCACUGGCUUGGCCGGAGCUGGGCUUGGGGCUCGGGGUCUCCCCGGUGGGUUCUGCUCUGGGUGUUGGGCUCAGGUCCCCCCACUGCUCCCUGCUGAGCCAAACAAUUCGGGUCAGGGGCUGCUGCUAAGCCCCUUCUCUUAAAAUAGUAUCCGACUGAGCUUGCCCUUUUCCACGCCACCCCCAGACACGGGUAAAUGUCAACCCAGGGGCCACUAAAACUUCCUGAGCCCCACCAGUGGGGUGCAAACUGGGGAGCUUCACUGUCGGUGCUGCCCGGACCCAGCUCAGUGUCCCGAGCGUGUCCCAGGGGAGUGGCCGGGUGGGAGCACAGUGUCCCCAUGACACUGGUCAGGGUGUCCCAUUGCGCGGGGGGGGCGGGCAGCCAGGACAAUGUGGGACCCCCCGCUUGCAGACCUGACGCUGCUUUUUAUAACCACCCCAGCUGUCCUCAGGAGCCCAAAUAAGGCUGCGGCCACCCAGGCCCCCCCAGGCAGACAAUGGGUCCCGAGCACAGACUUUUUGGGAAGGUGGGGAGGCGGCUCGGCCCAAGAAAGGCAAAUCCCCCGCACCGGCGGGCAAGGCAGAGUUGAUAAACCGGGCGGCGGGGUGGCAGGCAGCACUGCCCCCCUGCCUGCCCCUUGCCUGUCCCGCUGCCCGCCGCCGGCACCCGUGUCCCACCGAGGAUGGAGGCCAUCAAGAAGAAGAUGCAGAUGCUGAAGCUGGACAAGGAGAACGCCCUGGACAGGGCGGAGCAGGCGGAGGCUGAGCAGAAGCAGGCGGAGGAGCGGAGCAAGCAGCUGGAGGACGAGCUCGCCGCCAUGCAGAAGAAACUGAAGGGGACAGAGGAUGAGCUGGACAAAUACUCUGAGGCCCUGAAAGAUGCCCAAGAGAAGCUGGAGCUGGCGGAGAAGAAGGCGGCGGAUGCUGAGGCAGAAGUGGCAUCUUUGAACCGCCGUAUCCAGCUGGUAGAGGAGGAGUUAGACCGAGCCCAGGAGCGCCUUGCCACAGCUCUGCAGAAGCUGGAAGAGGCAGAGAAGGCUGCAGAUGAAAGUGAAAGAGGCAUGAAAGUCAUUGAAAACAGAGCUCUGAAGGAUGAGGAGAAGAUGGAACUGCAGGAGAUCCAGCUCAAGGAAGCCAAGCACAUCGCAGAGGAGGCGGACAGGAAGUAUGAGGAGGUUGCUCGGAAACUGGUGAUCAUAGAAGGAGAUCUGGAGCGCACUGAGGAGAGAGCUGAGCUUGCAGAGUCUAAAUGUUCCGAGCUGGAAGAAGAGCUGAAGAAUGUCACCAACAAUCUCAAGUCUCUUGAGGCUCAGGCUGAGAAGUACUCUCAAAAAGAGGAUAAAUAUGAAGAAGAGAUCAAGAUCCUGACUGAUAAACUCAAAGAGGCAGAGACCCGGGCUGAAUUCGCUGAACGGUCUGUAGCCAAGCUGGAGAAGACCAUUGAUGAUUUGGAAGGGUGUUGGAAGAAAUCCUCUGCCUUCCCUCAUUGUUUCCCUUUUGUUCUCCUCCUAAACCUCUUCUAGAUGAGCUCUAUGCCCAGAAACUGAAGUACAAAGCAAUUAGUGAGGAACUGGACCACGCCCUGAAUGACAUGACUUCCAUGUAAAUAUGAGCUGGCUGGUGUUUGCCUCUCGCUUCAGCAGGCUAGACCGCCAGAGCUUGCUUGGUUUGCUGUGAUUUUCAUAGUUGGAGAAUCAAUGGCACUGUGUCUAGGUUACUUCUACAGAUCUCUGCCUCAAGGAUUGCGGAGGCUUCCCUGCAGCAUGCUGUACUCUAACUCUAAGGUCCUUGUGAUCUGCAUGUGUAACAUGAAGUGCUGUGCUGGCCUGAAAGGGUCCUGACUUGAACUCUGAGUGCAAUUCCCAGUCCCACUGGGAAAGGCUUUAUAAGGUAACAUGGCUUAGUUGACUGCUGGAGCCACUGAGCCAUGGUCUCGGGAUUCCUCCUGGAAGAGGCUGUGGAUAGCGCUCGAGUGGAUUCCUUAGGAAUUGCUCUAACAGGCUUGAGAUGAGCUGGAUCAUGAACUGAUCUGUGGAAGUAGCUGAACUCGUACGUUUCUGCAACUUUGCUACUCGGCUUUUUGUUCAGAUUUGCAGUGGGUUCUGCUAACAGCUGCUCCGCACAGUCCUUAGCACUAACCGAGGAGAGGCCGUGUACUUGCAUCGCAGAGGAAGAGCCUUACCACUAGUGUCCAAAAGCUUCCUGAGCAGAGUUUGCUGUGCACAAACACUUAAGCUUCUCUUAAAAUUAGUGUCUCCUUCUGUCUCACACAGAUAAGUCUAGUGAUUCCAAACUCCACUUUGGAUUUGCCUCUCUGCUUGGUGGCUUUUUCUGCAUCUGCACCCUACAUUCACGCUCUUGUCAUCUCACUCUGAAUUCCAGUACCUUUUUC